CACUUAACGUAUUUACGUAUUCUGAAUAGUCUAUUCACUAUUAUGGCGCAAAUUUAAAUUAAAUUAUUUAAUUAACCUUGUUUAAUUCUGGGAAAUUAACUAGAAAUGAAAUACAUACAUCUUUUUAAAACAAAUAAUAUGAUUGUAAGAAAUCGUCGACGAUACUUUGUCCUCGUCGUCCUCGUCAUUCUGAUGAUCUUAUUUAUCCUCAUCACAGAGAUAAACUUACAAGAUUCCAACCAGCCCAACUUAUACUUCAGGAUUUGGAAAUACCUUGGACUCCCAUCACUCACCCCACCCGCCGUAUUGCUCAUUCCUAAAGGGGGCAUAGGCAAUCAACUGUUCGAAUACGCGUGUCAUUACGCCCUCGCCAAGAAACAUGCCCUUCCCCUCUACAUCUACCUACCCUCAGCCGUUCGCACCCAAUUGAACCUUAUCACAGAUAAGCCUGCCACACAAUUUUCCCCGCCUCCACCAUUUCGCGAGUUAAACGUGUCUGACCGCUCCGUCGCCCUCGACGCCUUCCGUGUCCCCCUCUUCUCCUGGAACACGAUUGACGAAAGGUACUUGGUCCCAAGUCACACCGAAAUCAGAGACUCGGACAUUCUCACCGGCAACUAUUCGGUUAACGGAGCCGUCCUCUCGGCUAAGGACUACUGCCAAUCAGAAGCCUACUUUUUCCAGUAUCGUAAAGAAAUUCGGGAAAUUUUCAAAUUUGCAAAAUUCUUCCGGAGAAGAUUCCUCUCUCAAAGAGCGAUCACAUGGGACAAGAUAAUUUCCAGGAAGGGCACCAUCCCUGUUGGGGUUCACAUCCGUCGUGGCGACUUUAUCGAGCUUAAUGCCACAAUUCCCAUCUCCUAUUAUUCCACGGCGCUGGACGGACUGGUCAAAAAACUUGGGAAGUUGCAAGACAUCUCGUUAUUCAUAUUUUCAGACGAUUUAAACUAUGUUACUGAAAGAUUUAUUCCGAUAUUGAAGGUCUUUUCUAACUUUGAUGUCUCCAUUGUGUCCGAUCCGACGAGUUUGACGAGUCUGGAGGAAUUUUAUCUGUUGACGAGGUGUAAGCAUUUUGUAAUUCCGACCAGUACUUUCGCUUGGUGGGCGGCUUAUCUAGGGGGCGAGAAAAAGGAUAAAAUUGUGUAUGCGGCGCAUUUAAGGGAGGGGUUUAUUAAACAGAUAUACAAGCCAGAUGCGCAAAUUUUUUAUGCCUGGCAAUAUAAAAAUAUUUAUUAUCCGAGCGGGUGGAAUGUAAUAGAGCCAAAUUGGGCAGAAAUGGAUGAUUAUCAGUAAAACACUUUGCAUUGUCUUAGUUUAUGUAUAUGUGCAAUGGGAAAAAGAAUACUCAUUUUAAAAAGUAUAGAGGAAAUAGUUUUCUAAGAAGCAGAAUACCUCCUAUUUUUGUAAGUUUAAAAUAGUGUAAAGCAUGGAUUAAAUUAAGCUACAAUAUUUUUUAUAUUCGUAUUAGUUCGGUCAUGAACCAAAAUUCUUUCACAAUAUUUUUUAACAAUUGCUUAUAUAAUUAGUUAAAUAUCGAUGGAAUACAUAUUUACAUUAUUGUAACAAUUUUGACAGUAAUUUGAAGGGAAUAUUCACGUUUUUUAACAUUAGAUUUGCCUACUUAAUUAAACUAACUAUACAUUUUUAUCAAUAAUAUUUAGGACAGAUUUUGAAAAAAUUUUGAAAAAAUCACGAUAUUUUCACAAUUCCAGUAAUUGAAAAGCAUAAUAAAUCAUGAAUGGAAAAAAUAUUUAAUAUUUGACACUAAUUGGCAAAUUAUUCUCUCCAAUAAACGUCUGAAAAUUUAGC
This is a messenger RNA of Folsomia candida, 1806 nucleotides long. RefSeq names its product O-antigen biosynthesis glycosyltransferase WbnK-like. The transcript is spliced from 2 exons. Gene Ontology annotation, biological process: carbohydrate metabolic process. Lineage: Eukaryota; Metazoa; Arthropoda; Collembola; Entomobryomorpha; Isotomidae. Gene Ontology annotation, cellular component: membrane. Gene Ontology annotation, molecular function: galactoside 2-alpha-L-fucosyltransferase activity. The record is from RefSeq and is a predicted model, not a curated record. The coding region runs from base 106 to 1290 and encodes 394 amino acids.